This is a messenger RNA of Pseudocercospora fijiensis CIRAD86, 1290 nucleotides long. RefSeq lists its product as uncharacterized. The coding region runs from base 1 to 1290 and encodes 429 amino acids. The transcript has 4 exons. Gene Ontology annotation, molecular function: saccharopine oxidase activity; flavin adenine dinucleotide binding; sarcosine oxidase activity. The record is from RefSeq and is a predicted model, not a curated record. Lineage: Eukaryota; Fungi; Ascomycota; Dothideomycetes; Mycosphaerellales; Mycosphaerellaceae.
AUGUCGACCAAAGACGGCAAAAGCCGCAACGUCCUUAUCGUGGGAGGUGGAACUUUCGGCACAAGCACUGCAUACCAUCUAUCACAACGAGGGUACAGAAACGUGACUGUUCUUGAUCGCUCUGCUCCACCAUCGCAAGAAGCGGCAGGAAACGACAUCAACAAAAUUAUUCGAGCUGAUUACCCUGAUCGACUUUACGCUGAUCUGAUCUUGCAACCGAGAGGCCUUUUUGCAGGGCUAUACCAUAGAUCCGGCUGGCUUAUGGCUGCUGGUCAGAGAAGUCUACGUUUCAUUGAAGGUUCCAUAAAGACUGCUGCCGAACGCGGAUUUGAGCAAGCACAGCAUUUGACCAAUGACGAGGUUCGACGAAGAUUUCCGGCGUACGAUGGCGACAUGAAAGGCUGGCGAACGUAUUGGAAUUCCUCAGCAGGCUGGGCAAAUGCCCGCGAAGCCUUGUAUCGGAUGGCUCAGGCUGGCGUCCUCUAUGUCAGUGGUACUGCUGGUCAUGUGAAGCAGCUUCUUUUCGACGAACGAGGUCGAUGCAUUGGUGCGAAAAUUGCCGAUGGCACUGCAUAUUUUGCAGAUGAGAUCAUCCUCGCUGCUGGUGCUGCGGCCGCAAGUUUACUGGAUAUGAAAGCUCAAUUGGUCGCCAAAGGCCACACAGUGGGGCAUAUACAGCUUUGUGCCGAAGAAAUGGACACCUAUCGGUCAACGCCUGUGGUGGACCACCUUGAAGGAGGAAUUCUCUUUCCUCCGCAAGAAGACGGCCUCGUCAAGGUCGGGGCUGUUCACUUCGUUAUGAACUACUCCAAAGACCACCCAAGUGUAUCAUUGCCGCGCUAUCGAUCAGAUCAUCCAGAGGACACCAUCCCAAAGCCCAUCGAGGAUCAAUUGCGGAAGUGGCUCAAGGAGUUUUGCCCUGCUCUGGCGGACCGUUCUUGGGUUGAAACUCGGAUCUGUUGGGAUGCUGACAUGGCAGACUAUCACUUUCGGAUAGGAGCACAUCCCUCUCAUCCAGGCUUAAGACUAGCUGUUGGCGGGUCUGCUCAUGGUUUCAAGUUCAUGCCAGUCAUUGGGAAGUACGUGGUGGACAUGCUUGAGGGGAAGCUCGACGCAGAGACGGCGGAUAAAUGGCGAUGGAGGCCUGGUGUGAGACUGGAGGGUAUCGAUGCUCAUCCUAAUCCGUUAUUAGACCUGAAAGAUGUUCCUGGGUUCAACGACGGUGGUGCUCGAUCAAAGCAUGAACCGACUCCCUACCAAAGCCGGAGCCAAGCCGGGACAAGGAUAUAG